AUGAUGCCGAGCCUGCUUUUCCCAACAUUGGGCAUAUUGUGUCUUUACCUACUUGGUCUAUUGACUCGAUGGGUCCAACGGUAUCGAGAAAUCUCUACGAACAAUCGUCUACCUGCGCUGGGAAAUCGUGCUGAGAUCGUGCCCGCAGAACCUUUCAACCUAAGCCUGACAAAACCGCCAAAGCUAUGUCCUUUUAAACCAAAUUAUCAUUUGACCAUGGGCAUCGAAAGUCUAGAUACAAAUGAUCUGUUACUUUUCGACCAGACUUACCCCGAGCGCAUCCGCCUCCGUCGAUCUCUUCUUUGUGAAUACCCAAAAGACAUUAUCGGGGUUACCGAUGAUUUAAAUGCGCGGAUUCGUCUCGCCGUGCAAGAACUAUACCGCUAUCUGUUCCAAAAUUACCUACCCUGCCGCUACCCUUCACAGUUUCGACUGUGCGGCGAGAGUGGCAAAGAUCUGGUUGAGAACCUGGUCACCCAUGAGAAGAUAGUGACGGAGAUUGACGCUUCUAUCGCUCUCCGUGAAGCUCUGGAAACGAUUGCCGGGAGUAUCGACGAAGACUUUUUCAUUCUCUUACCCUAUCAUCCCAAAGACUCAAAAAGCUCGCAUGAAACAUAUGUACUUGAAGCAUAUGCAGCUUGUUUCCCGUCGGGGUUUCAACCCAGAGAGAAGAUUGGAAAGAAAUUAGCUGACAUCCACGAGCCCGUCCCAGGGUACCGAGAGAAGUUGGAAAAGAGCAUGGAUCGAUUCUUUGCCCGGUUGGAGGUAGGGCGUCUUGUCAAACGAGUCAAUUGGAGUUUGACUGUGGAUGAAGAACUGUACUCCAACUUUGACAAGGGCGGCACUGCGCUCAAAAUAAAGCCGGACAAGCUGGCCCUGGAAGAUCUGAAUCUGCAGAAAACAUUUGUGCGCUGUGAGCGACAGACUCUACAUCGUCUGCCAGAGUCCAGGGCCAUCGUUUUCGCUUUCCAUACCUACUUGUACCCUAUUCAAGAAAUCAAGGCGGAGGGGAAUGGAGAAGUUCUUGCUGCUGCAAUUGAUGGGUUACAGGGUUCAAAAAUUCCUGGCAUCUUCACCUAUAAGAACGGGGAGAAAUGGGCAGACGCUGUCAGGGAAUUCCUCCGCAGCUGA
Molecule: messenger RNA, 1131 nt
Organism: Penicillium olsonii
Lineage: Eukaryota; Fungi; Ascomycota; Eurotiomycetes; Eurotiales; Aspergillaceae
Source: the annotation of a GenBank genome assembly